Molecule: messenger RNA, 1120 nt
Organism: Ctenocephalides felis (cat flea)
Lineage: Eukaryota; Metazoa; Arthropoda; Insecta; Siphonaptera; Pulicidae
Exons: 8
Coding region: 68-1120 (350 amino acids)
Source: RefSeq, a predicted model, not a curated record
AUCUGCAAAAACACUUGAAAGUGAUAUCUUCGAUUGUUUAUACAAUUGCUUAGAAAUUGUAAAAAAUAUGCCAGAAUUACCGAAGGGUUGCUCAUUAGCCAUGAUGUUAACAUACUAUGAUGGAACUCCUGAUGAGUAUCAACCACCUGGUUUUAAGGCUUGCUCAUAUCAAGCAUUUGAGUAUCCACCAGAUCUUUAUAACAUAGAAGUUGGUAAAUGCUACACGCCAUACCACUCUAUUAGUAUGGGAGCGAUUGCUAAGUUUGUAGAUGUAGAUAUUCAUACCUCGGAUGCUGGUAAACAGACAAAUGAAAAUUGUGAAGUUGUGGAAAACUCUCAAACAGAAAAUAUAUGCAACACGUCGGAGGCCGCUAAUAUGACAGGCAUUGGUGGAUCUAAAAGUCCAGAAGUUAUGAUGCAGUUAAAUACAAUGACUGAAGAUAUGGGUAUUUAUCAUGAUACUUCUCUUGAUGCUGUGAUGUUUUCUCCGGUUACAAAUCGCCAACCCCGACCGAUCUAUGCAAAUUCUUGCUCAAUGAUUCCAUCAGUAGUCAGCAAAGCUACUAAUCUAACACAGUUCCAUAAUAAAACAAUUAAUAUUGUAGAGCGGGACGUGCAGAAGUCUCCUAUGGAUACCAAUUAUACCUAUGAUAAUAAAAAUAAAGCUACUUCUUCAGAUGUCGUCAUGGAUAAUGACAAAGUUUUAGCCUUUUUGCGAAGAAUAUUGGCUUUCUGCAAAGAUCGUGUUCAAUUCUCUUUAGAUGGGAUGGUACGAGAGCUUGGGAUUCCUGAAAAUUUUCAUCGUGAAUUAUUCGCUCGAAUUGAUCAAUUCGGAAUUCUUAGACCAGUUUCACCAAAACAACAAUCAAUGACGGUCAAAAGAACAGUCAAGAAGAGGGCCCUCGCUCCUUUUUUGAAACAAUAUUUUCGAGAUGGCGAACUUUCAGAAACAGCAAAAAAUACGGACUCAUGUGUUGAUAACUCUCUUCGUGAUAUACCGGGUGGUGCUGCGCCUAAAAGAAAACCAACAAACGAGUCUGAUGUUCCGCAAAUGUCGUCUGUGAAUGCUAAUAAGGAGCCACUAGCAAAACGGAGAAGGAAAGUUUCUGACGGAUAUUAG